Molecule: messenger RNA, 1260 nt
Organism: Leishmania braziliensis MHOM/BR/75/M2904
Lineage: Eukaryota; Euglenozoa; Kinetoplastea; Trypanosomatida; Trypanosomatidae
Exons: 1
Coding region: 1-1260 (419 amino acids)
Molecular function (GO): phosphoprotein phosphatase activity
Source: RefSeq, a predicted model, not a curated record
AUGAGCUUUAGUCGUCCGCAGCGGUUACCACACAAGGCGUUGCGGCGCUCGUUCUGCACCUCCUCUCUGCGCACUGACCGUCAUCAAACGCGGCACAACCGAAACAGCUUUCCACGCCGCGCCUUGCGUGUGACUCACUUCACGCAGUGCCUGCUGCCUGGCAACGCCGAUGUCGACUGCAAGAUGGAGGAGGUAACCACCCCUUAUUCUGUCACCACGUGCACGACAGAGACAUUCGUCAACUUUGUGAAGGCCUCAGGCAGCGACUCCGAGUACUCGGAGUACGACCUCGUGAACGAGCAGAUGCAGGACUUCCUGCUUGACUCAGAGGACACAUCCGACGCCGACGCCGACAUGGGGGACAUGCUCGGCAUGGGGGCUGUUUUUAUGAGCGGCUUCAUGCCCACAGGCUGGGAAGAUGCGCACCACGCUCGUGUGUGGCGGCACUCCACGAAGCCUGACCGCCGGCGGAUGGCGAAGAAGUCGGAAAGCUGCGCGUCCCUCACGAACGCUGCACGGCCGUCACCGAGUCCGAGCACUACCAUGUUGAGUGACUUGGACACCGCCGUGAAGGAUGCAGUGGCAAUGGGUGGGACCUCGCAGCGACACAGCACCCGCAGGCAGCGACGGGCGAUGGCAAGAGGUGAGCAACGUUGGCUUGUGCCUGCUCUCUCCGCUAUCGCUGUUGACACAGCUGAUGGUGGAGGAGAUGAACGGCGGCAGUUACCGUGGUUCACUGUUGUGUUUGAUCUGGAUGAGACGCUUGUCGGCGCUCGCGACGGCCCCAUUCAUCUGCGUCCCUACGUUGGCGAGCUGCUGCGGUCACUGCACCGGCUCCCUGUUGAGAUCAUUGUGUGGACUGCCGGUUCAGCGCACUACGUGAAUCCCAUCCUUCAUGCGAUCGGGCAAGCCUGCGGACGACGGCAGUGGUUCCAUCACAUUAUUAGCCGACACAAGCGCUGGUACCGCGGCUCCAACAUGUGUGUAAAGGACCUCAGGCAGCUCGGUCGUUCCCUGGACCGUCUUGUCAUGAUAGAAAAUAACCCCAUCUCCGCCCUCCCGCAGCCCUCGCUGUGUGUGCUGCUCGAAGACUACCUGCGACCCAAUACCGCAGACAAGUCAUUGUUGGUUCUAAAGGAGGUCUUUGAGCGACUUGCGGUCCAGUACGCGAGGGAAUCGCGCACCACAUCUCUGACUGACACUACUUGCGGUCCAGUACGCGAGGGAAUCGCGCACCACAUCUCUGACUCACACUCGUAA